AAAAACCAUGAAGCCAAGACAGAUGUCUGCACUUACUACAGUCGCUGCCAUUCUCUGCGCGCUCUCUCCUGUAUAUGGGGAUUCCAUCACGGUAAAAAGUGAGAAGAACCUAUCGGCAGCAGUAGGGAGGAAUGUGACUCUCCUGUGUCAGCUGAUGUCCGCCAAAGCAAAUGUCAUCCAAAUCACAUGGCAGAAAGAGUCGGGCAAUUUUUCUGGCCCAGUGGCUUCCACCAGUAGGGUUUAUGGGCCGAAAAUUCUAGGUUACUACUCAAAUCGGGCGAAACACUCUUCUGUAGAUACCCUCAAUAUGUCAGCAAUUAUCAUCAGCCCCGUGACUUUGGAGGAUGAGGGGUGUUUUAAAUGUAUCUUCAAUCUGUUUCCAGUUGGAGCUUCAUCUGGAACAAUUUGCCUCGAUGUGUACGAAGAAAAAAUAUCCGAGCCAACGUUGGAUGUUAAGAUAAUUGACCGCCCGGAGAUGUUGGAAAAACUUCUGGUUAUCACCUGCAGUGGAUCAGGACUUCCAGCUCCCAACAUCUCAUGGAACCAUUCACUGGACCUACAAUAUGAACCUCAAACAUUAAGUAUUGUGAAUUCUGAUGGGACCAUGACCGUCAUCAGUAAUCUGACCCAAACAAUGAAUGAGACCUUAGAAGGGACAAACGUGACCUGUAUUGUAAAUCACCCGACACUUGGAGCUGAGAAACGUCUUUCUAAACUGGUGCCUUACACAGGAAUCAAGCCCCAGGUAAACUGCACAGCAAAAAGCGAGGGAGGUGAGGCUCAGCUGACAUGUAAGAUCUCAUCUCCUAUGGAUGUUGUACAAGUCACCUGGCAAAAGAGAAGAGGAAGUUUUUUUGAGACUUUGGUAACGCACAGUAAAAGGUUUGGGGUUAAAAUUUCCAAACCAUAUGAAAACCGCCUCUCAGUUCUACAAACCGAAGACCCAGAGACGUCGUCCAUCACUUUGUCACAACUAGAAAAAGAGGAUGACUCCUGUUAUACUGCCAUAUUCAACAUAUAUCCAGAUGGAUCUCUGAAGGGAGAGGCUUGUCCACCAAAGCUUCAUGGAAUCAAAGAAGUCAUCUGUAAGAGUCCAGUGGACUUCAGUGUCACUUUAGACCCUCCACAGAUAAAAAUACAGAACUCGGAACCAAAUGGGGCCACCAUUCAGAUAGGCAGAUGGAUUAAUGACGCCAUAUCUCCAGUGUGUAACUUCCAUCCACCAAGGAAAGAAAGCAUGUCAGGUGAAAAGACAGAGAAGAAAAAGAGAAGUGUUCCAGACCAGGAUGACCUAUUUACUAUAGAGUGUUAUGCAUCUGGAACACAGAAACCUACAAUAACCUGGAGCAAUGAAGGACGACCCAUCAGUAGAGAAGAGAAGGUCAACACAACCGGCGACUUCAUCAUAGUCACAAGCACGCUGCUCCAUUCAUGGUCAACUUUAUCCGAAGGCAAGAAUGUAAACUGUACUAUAACAUACCACAAAGAUGAUGACAAUGUACAAGGCGAUGGGAGUGCAAAGACAGAUAUGUGUCAAGAGAGAAAUCCAGAACUAUUCAUCGUCAGAGGCAUAGUUCCAUCCGUAAUAAUAGUUCUAGUCUUGGUGGUUAUCUAUGCUAUGUGCUACUUCUCAAAAAGGAAACAACCUUAUUCCCCAAAGAAAUAUGACAGAAUUGAAAAAGGUGAUUUAACCCCGGCCAAUGGCAGUAAACAUAAGGGCAGGAAAAAUGCAGGGAGCCAGGGAACUGAGCAGAAACACAGAAAAGGACCAACUGUGAAAAAGAGUGAAGAUAAUAGCGAGUGGAAUAGCCCGAAUCCCAGUUCUACUCUUAUUAACACUAAUGAGAUCAAUACAACACAGAAAUCCUACGAUAAUGUAAGAACUCCAGGAACUGAGAUAAAAGAAAGAAAAGGAUCGACUGUGAAAAAGAAUAAAGAAAUCAAACAGCGGAAUAUCGCGGAUGCCUGUAAUACCAAUGAGGUCACUAAUGAAACGCCCAGAUCUGAGACAAAACAACAAAACAGCCCGAGUGGGAACAAAAAAAGGAAGAGCGCGAAACGGCUAUUUAACUAACGAGAAAUCGCGGGAAUCCUACACAGAGCAUAGGAUGAGAAGCUGGGCAGGCUCAUGUACACAUUACCAUAUUU
This is a messenger RNA of Bufo gargarizans (Asiatic toad), 2148 nucleotides long. RefSeq lists its product as uncharacterized. Bases 8 to 2074 code for a protein of 688 amino acids. The transcript has 13 exons. Gene Ontology annotation, molecular function: cell-cell adhesion mediator activity. The record is from RefSeq and is a predicted model, not a curated record. NCBI's taxonomy places the organism in Eukaryota, Metazoa, Chordata, Amphibia, Anura, Bufonidae.